This is a messenger RNA of Nelumbo nucifera (sacred lotus), 1826 nucleotides long. RefSeq names its product omega-hydroxypalmitate O-feruloyl transferase-like. Lineage: Eukaryota; Viridiplantae; Streptophyta; Magnoliopsida; Proteales; Nelumbonaceae. Gene Ontology annotation, molecular function: acyltransferase activity, transferring groups other than amino-acyl groups. The record is from RefSeq and is a predicted model, not a curated record.
UACUUCAGUGGAACCGUUAUUACUAAAUUUGUUCACUUUUCCAUGCAUCAACUCUCAGCUCGUUAAUCUGCUUCUGUUACAGCGUUUACCAGAGAGCUUGAAUAGUCUUUUGCAAUGGCCGAAUCCAACGGGAAAGCCUUUGAGCUUAAUGUAAAGCAAGGGGAACCAACUCUUGUUCCUCCCGUGGAGGAAACACAGAAGGGCCUCUACUUUCUCUCGAACCUUGACCAAAACAUUGCAGUGAUUGUUCGAACCAUUUACUGCUUCAAGUCGGAGGAGAUGGGGAAUGAGAGAGCCGCAAACAUCAUUAAGGAGGCCUUGGCAAAAGUUCUCGUCCAUUACUAUCCACUUGCCGGGCGGCUCACGAUUAGCUCAGAGGGAAAGCUGAUUGUGGAUUGCACAGGGGAUGGUGCUAUUUUUGUCGAGGCGGAGGCAAACUGCACGCUGGAAGAUAUUGGGGACACAACAAAACCUGACCCGGUGACUCUUGGAAAGUUGGUUUAUGACAUUCCAGGUGCAAAAAACAUACUAGAGAUACCUCCACUGGUCGCUCAGGUAACCACCUUCAAGUGUGGAGGAUUUGUUCUUGGCUUGGGCAUUAACCACUGUAUGUUUGAUGGGCUUGGUGCUAUGGAGUUUAUAAACGCAUGGGGUGAAACUGCCAGAGGCUUGCCACUAAAAGUUCCACCAUUUUUAGAUAGAAGUAUACUCAAAAGCCGAAAUCCACCAAAGAUAGAUUUUUUCCACCAUGAAUUCGCAGAGAUAGAAGACAUAUCCAACACUUCCAAGCUUUACGAAGAGAAAAUGCUCUACAGGUCCUUCUGCUUUGAUCCUGAGAAGCUCCAACAAAUCAAGAUGAAAGCGAUGCAGGAUGGGGUUCUCGAGAAGUGCACUACUUUCGAAGCCCUCUCUGCAUUUGUGUGGAGAGCUCGAACUCAAUCAUUAAGGAUGGAGCCAGAUCAAAAGACGAAGCUCCUCUUCGCUGUUGAUGGGCGCUCCAGAUUUGAUCCACCACUGCCAAAAGGCUACUUUGGAAAUGGGAUUGUAUUAACAAAUUCUCUGUGCAGUGCAGGUGAGCUGCUGGAGAACCCGCUGUCGUUUACAGUUGAGUUAGUUCAGAAGGCUGUUAAGAUGGUUACAGAUGGGUACAUGAGAUCAGCCAUAGAUUAUUUCGAAGUAACAAGAGAGAGGCCUUCUCUGGCUGCAACGCUUCUUAUAACUACUUGGUCUAGGUUAUCUUUCCACACUACAGAUUUUGGAUGGGGAGAGCCUCUUCUAUCAGGGCCUGUUGCACUGCCUGAGAAGGAAGUGAUCUUGUUCCUAUCUCAUGGGAAAGAGAGGAAAAGCAUAAAUGUUCUUCUGGGUCUACCAGCUUCUGCCAUGAAGAUGUUCGAAGAACUUGUGCAAAUCUAGAAGUAAAGGAGUCUAUAUGAUGGUGUUAUAUUGUUUGACAAUUCUUUCUAGUUUUUCCUUUGUUGAAGCAUUUGUGAUUUGUCCUAGGCUAGGCCAGAAUAAAAUAAUGGAAUUCCCAAGGUCUAUGCGCACUUUAUGCGGCAGAAAACGUCUGAGGAGAAGAGAAAUUUCUAGUCAAGACUCAAAGAGGUAAACGUGAAUUCUCAGAGAGGAAUUAAGUCAACAAAAGGGAAACAGCUGCCAAAGUGCAAAUUCAAGUUUACUGUUUUCUCUAUCACUGUGAAAGCUUAACAAAACAAAGUCUCAGGUCCUAUUUAUUUUAGAUUUUCAUACACUGUCAUCUUCUAUUGUAUUGGCAAAUGUAUUGUGUGUAUCUAGUUUAAUAACAUACAAGGUCUACUCAUUUCCAAUUA